This is a messenger RNA of Ricinus communis (castor bean), 2864 nucleotides long. RefSeq names its product subtilisin-like protease SBT2.6. Gene Ontology annotation, biological process: proteolysis. Lineage: Eukaryota; Viridiplantae; Streptophyta; Magnoliopsida; Malpighiales; Euphorbiaceae. Gene Ontology annotation, molecular function: serine-type endopeptidase activity. The coding region runs from base 294 to 2708 and encodes 804 amino acids. The transcript is spliced from 9 exons. The record is from RefSeq and is a predicted model, not a curated record.
GUUGUCUGCAUUUUCGAGGUAGACCUCUUUGGGGACUUUCAAUUCCCAUUAUCAAGAGAGUGGAAGGGAGGAGAUGUGUUAAAGCACAUGAAUUAGAGUUGUUAGAAAAUGAGAAAGACAUGCAUUGCUUAUCUGUGCAACAGGAAAGAGUUUGAUAGAGGUAAAGAAGCUGCAUGGUUUCGAUCCAUCACCUAAAGUAACUCCCAUCAAAUCCGAAGCCCAGAGUUACUUUAUACUUUUACCCCACAGGUUAAGUUGAAGGUUUAUCUCCCUCGGAAGUGUUAGCCAUCUCAAUGGCUUCAACUAUCACCUUUGCUUUCUUCAUUUUUGUCGUCAAAUUUUUUGAGCUUCUACAGAUUGAAGCUAAAGUUUUCAUGAUUUUAAUGGAUGAGGAACCUGUUUUCGCUUUCAAAUCCAAGUACACUAAUCCCAGGAUCGAGGAGGUUAUGGAUUACAAAGAGAGUUUGAGUAAUAGCCAUGACUUAUUUUUGGAAUCUCUUCUCCAGAAAGGCACUUAUACUAAACUCUAUAGCUACACUCAUUUGCUGAAUGGAGUUGCAGUACACGUUGAGUCAGAGGAGGUGUCUAGCAUUCUGAAGAAUGCAAGAGGAGUCAGAGCCAUCCAUGAAGAUACCAAAAUGGAGAAGCUUACAACACAUACGCCUGACUUUCUUGGGAUUCCUGCUGGUAUUUGGCCAAGUUUGGGAGGACCAGAGAGAUCUGGUGAGGGGGUAGUAAUAGGUAUGAUUGACACCGGAAUAAAUCCGUACCAUCCUAGUUUUACAAAUAUGUCAAUGGGGUCUAUAAAUAGUACCAAAUUCAGAGGGCAAUGUGCCACUGGAGAGAAUUUCCCCCUAACAGCAUGCAAUGGAAAGAUAGUAGGGGCGCAAUAUUUUGCUCGUGCAGCCAUUGCUGCUGGUGAUUUUAUCACUAGUCGUGAUUUUGCAUCCCCUUUUGAUGCUGAUGGUCAUGGAAGCCACACAGCAUCUACUGCUGCUGGAAACCACCAAAUACCAGUGAUUGCUAAUGACUUCAACUAUGGAAAUGCAAGUGGCAUGGCUCCUGGAGCAAGGAUUGCUGUGUACAAAGCACUGUAUACUUUUGGAGGUUAUAUGUCAGAUGUUGUGGCUGCUGUUGAAAAGGCAGUGGAAGAUGGUGUUGAUAUACUAAGCCUUUCCAUAGGGCCAUCUAGUGUCCCUCCUGGUCCUUCUGCUUUCCUCAAUGUGCUAGAAAUGGAGCUCUUAUUUGCUACAAAAGCUGGCAUUUUUGUUGUUCAAGCUGCUGGCAAUGGUGGCCCUUCUUCCAGUUCAGUCCUUUCUUUUAGUCCCUGGAUCACCAGUGCUGCUGCCUCCAUCACUGAUCGCAAAUAUAACAAUACAAUCAUUCUAGGCAAUGGAAAAAGCUUCUCGGGCACUGGCCUUGCCCCUCCAACAUCGGGAGAAGUUCCCUUCCUAUUAGCUGCAGCAGCUGAUGUCUCUCAUGGGAAUGUAACCAGUGUCGUAGAAGUUGAGAGCUGUCAACAUCCAGAACACUUUAUCAAGUCGUUGGUAUGGGAAAAGUUAAUCAUUUGUACAUAUACCUUCGACUUUGAAUAUGAGGAUGCGAGCAUUGCAACUGUUGAAGACACUAUACAGCAGAUAGGAGCUGCAGGCUUUAUAAUCACAAUGGAUCCUGACAUUAGUUCUGAGCAGAUCAAGGGUACCACAAUGACCAUGCGAGUUCCUGCAAUUAUCCUGAACACCAUGCAAGCUUCCUCGGCUUUAUGGGAGUAUUACAACUCUAAUACAAUCAGGAGCAGGAGUGGACAAGCAGUGGCUUUUUCUGCAACAGCAAGAAUUCUGGAUGGAAGGCAAGCAUUCUUUACUGGACAGGCACCAAUAGUAGCAUCCUAUUCCUCUAGAGGUCCUGAUGUGAACAAUGCACUUUUGCAAACUGCUGAUGUCCUCAAGCCAAAUAUAAUGGCUCCAGGAUCCUCUAUUUGGGCUGCAUGGAGCCCGGACAGUGAGGGAGAUCCUUACGUCAAAGGGCAGAACUUUGCGCUUGUGUCUGGUACUAGCAUGGCUACUCCUCAUAUAGCUGGUGUUGCAGCUUUGAUCAAGCAAAAACACCCCAAGUGGAGUCCUGCAGCUAUCACCUCAGCAAUGAUGACAACUGCAGAUACAACUGAUUGCUUUGGCUCCCCCAUUUUAGCACAGUCGUCUAACCAGCUAGCACCUGCUACCCCAUUUGAUUUUGGUGCUGGAUCCAUUAACCCAGCUAGAGCCAUUGAUCCAGGACUUAUAUUUGAUGCCCGUUUUGAGCACUUUGUCCAAUUUCUUUGUGCUGUUCCUGGUGUUGAUGAUGAAUCUGUAAGACGAGCUGUAGGAAUAGGUUGCCCUAUCAGAGGAAGGGCAUGGUGUUCAGAUUUGAACACAGCAAGCGUGACAAUUUCCAAUCUAGUUGGGUCACGAAAGGUAAUUCGACGAGUAACAAAUGUGAGUCGAAGAAAUGAAGUCUACAGAGUGACUGUGAGGGAACCACUAGGUGUAAAUGUUACUGUCAAACCACAAGUUUUCUGGGUAAGAGGUAAUGCUUCAAGGCAUUUUAGGAUUUUGUUAAAAGCAAGGAAGGCAAUGAGAACUUACACAUUUGGAGAGAUAAUAUUGUAUGGAAGUAGAAAUCAUGUUAUUAGAGUUCCGAUUGCUGUUUAUGUUAGCACCACUUUAUAGUAUUGAAUUCCUUAUAUUUACAAGCCUCUUGAAAGUUCUGGGACACAGAUCAUCUUCAGUCAUAGUUUAACAGUCCUGUAGUUCUCUCUUGCCCUCUCUUAAUUUGUGAAUUAGAGAUCUCCAGAUGUAUAAUAUCUUUGCUUUAUUUCUUCAUAA